AUGGUCGCCCCCCCUACAGCACAAAAUGGGGGGGCUCCUUCGCUUCAUACUUGCCCAGCGCAGAUGGAUUCUCUCUGUGACUUCUGCAAAGAUUCACGAGCUUGGCCUUCUAGUAGGAAACUAACGAAUCAGCCCGAGAGGCAGAGUGCUGUAAAGUACCGGAGGGGGUCUUCACGCUGUCUUCGCUUGCCCACGAAGUCUCAUUUACUGCUUAUUACUUUCGUGUUACUUAUGGCUGCGAAGGCACCACAUAUUCCUCAUCGGAGACAUGAAGAUUGCCAAACGCCCUCGCCGUCUUGGUGGACAGCCGGAGCAGACCCCCUUCCACCGUUCUACCAGGUGCUAGCAUGGCUACCUAAUGGCUCUAUGAAUGAAUUUGGCCUUGUAUUUGCGUCAGCUGCUCUGUGCGCAGUCAACAUAUGCAAUACUGGCACGUGCUAUGAGCAUGGGACUGCUCAGGUCUGCGUAUGCCCGCUGCCAUUUAAAGGUCCCACCUGCGCAGAAAAGGCUUCGCUUUGCGUCGACGAUUGCGGCAUCCGGACAAACAGCGGUUUGGACUGCCAAAGUGCACUUUGCUCCCUUGGGACGUGUGUAGACACGGACGUGUCCCCGUAUUUCAAGUGCGAGUGCGGGGACUUCUUUCAAGGCACGAAUUGCGAAGUCCCAUCCAACCCGUGCACUGGCGCAGUCAACCCGUGCGGCCAGGGGACCUGCGUCUUCGCUCCAGGGAAAGGCACCGGUACUGUCACUUGUCAGUGCCACGACGACUGGGAAGUCGCUCAGGGUGUCGGAGUGGUCACCACCAAGUGGGGCAACAGCGAGGUGGUAAUGAAUCCCCCGUGCAGUGUCCGUGUGAGCCGCGGCCUGGCGAAUAUUCCUUUCACUCUUUCCUCUGGGGAGCUCGUUUUUUGGUGGACAGUGUUUGCUACAGCCCUUUGCUUCUUGCUCUGGUGCUGCUACACAGUUGCAGCCGAGUCAUGCGGCAGUUGCUUCAGGAAAUUCAAGAUAGCCGGGCAAGUACAGAAGGCUGCUGGGGCGUAG
Messenger RNA from Eimeria mitis, 1041 nucleotides. RefSeq lists its product as uncharacterized. The transcript has a single exon. The record is from RefSeq and is a predicted model, not a curated record. Lineage: Eukaryota; Apicomplexa; Conoidasida; Eucoccidiorida; Eimeriidae. Bases 1 to 1041 code for a protein of 346 amino acids.